Messenger RNA from Entelurus aequoreus (snake pipefish), 2667 nucleotides. RefSeq names its product cylindromatosis (turban tumor syndrome), like (gene cyldl). The transcript has 15 exons. Gene Ontology annotation, molecular function: K63-linked deubiquitinase activity; cysteine-type deubiquitinase activity. Bases 192 to 2480 code for a protein of 762 amino acids. Gene Ontology annotation, cellular component: cytosol. The record is from RefSeq and is a predicted model, not a curated record. NCBI's taxonomy places the organism in Eukaryota, Metazoa, Chordata, Actinopteri, Syngnathiformes, Syngnathidae. Gene Ontology annotation, biological process: protein K63-linked deubiquitination.
GGUUAAUUGUACGGAAUACUGUCGCUGUCAACACAAAUAUCAGAAGUCAGUCAACUUUUUUUAUCAGAACUAUGAGGACCGACGUGCACGUCCUUCUGAGGCCAGAUUGAAUAGAAAGUCAAUCUCAUGAAGAACAAUCAAAGAAAAACAAAUAUAAAGCUUGACGGCGUGACCCCCUCCCCCGCCCCCCCAUGACGAUGUCAGCCAUCCAGUACUUCAUUGUCACCGAAGCGCUCGAAUCCUGUAACGCCGGCUGCCUGUGUUUCAGUUUGGACUACCAAGAUGGAUCAAAACAUACAGACCACCCUACAAAGCUGCAAGUCUUCUUACUAGGCUCGCACACGCAUGCUUGCUGUGAGAUAGACGCCAGAUGUUUGAAGGAACUGAGUAAAGACGAAGCCGGCCUGCUUCAGGCCCUCAUUGACGACUCUGAGAGGCUCAGGUGGUUCAAAGACGAAAAUGCUCUGCGCAGAGCUCUGACGCUGUCCGAGGGCUCCGAGGUGGUCGUGGAAGAAAGAAGAGAGAAGUUGCUUGGCAUCAUCCGCUACAUAGGAAAUCUUCCACAACCAAUGGCAACAACAGAGCCUUUACUGGGAAUAUUCUUUGGAGUUGAACUGCAGGGCGAUGACAAGGCCAAGGGGAAUACGGAUGGCUCCUGCCUCAAUCAGACCCUCUUCUCUUGUGACAAAAACUGUGGUCUAUUUGUCCCUUUUUCCAAAGUCCGGCGGCGCUUCUCCGAAUCCGUCCCCCAGUCUUCUUCAGCCCCAGAAACGCAGCAGCCGGUCCCAGGCGACAGAGUCACAUACUGCAUUGAGGACCAGUGUCUCUACGGAAUGGUGGUGAAUGUCCACCAAAAGGAUGGGACAUGUUUUGUGUUGAUCUCCACAGACAGCGAUGCUUCUGGGAAGACGAGCGAAGUUGAAGUGCCGGUUCAGUUUGUCGUUAAAGGAGAAUUGCCUUGUGGUUGGAACUUAGAGUCAAAGCUGAUAGACGUUGAUACCCCUGCAGUGGAUAAAAAAUGUGACUUGGAUGUGAAUUCACUGGUGGAGGUGUCUUUGGCUGCAGGCAACGCAUACGGAAUCAUCCGUUGGAUUGGCAACCUUCCUGGUCGGCGGCACAUAAUGGCUGGACUUGAGCUUGAGGAGGACGUGGGACACAGUGACGGUACCUUCAAAAAUAUGUGUUUGUUCCGGUGUCCUCCUGGGAGAGCCCUGUUUGUGAAGUUGAGCUCUUGCCGUCCUGACGCCCGGUUCCUGAGUGACUGUGACAAAAACACGACACCCAAGGACGAUGUCGCAGGUGAACUUUCAGACAGAGAAGGACAGCACAGCGUUGCAAAAAUGGAGCCUAUCCCUCCCAUCAGCGCCGAUCAAGUUCACCAAGUUCUGAUUGGACGAAUGAAGGGUAUCCAAGGACACCAUAACUCCUGCUACAUAGAUGCUUCCCUCUUCAGUUUGUUCUCCUGCUCGUCCGUGUUGGAUUCCAUGUUGUUCAAAUCAACACCACCCCAAGAUGGCGCCAUUCAGACAACACUGCUCCAGGAUAUUGUCACCCCCCUCCGAAGCGAGGGUUUUGUGGAAGGUGGACAUGUCAUGAAGCUCAGGCAGCAGCUACAGAAACAUGGCUACAGUAACUCCUUCACCACUGACGAAAAGGACCCAGAGGAGUUUCUCACCGUCAUCAUGCACCACAUUCUCGCACUGGAUCCUCUUUUGAAAUUGUCAGCUGGUGGUAAAGUACAAGAGAGUUAUUGCUAUCAGAUCUUCCUGGAGCAGAACCACAAGUUGGUGCUGCCCACGGUGCAGCAGCUACUGGAACAUUCCUUUCACAGUGCUGGACUCAAACUGGCAGAGGUGCCACCCUGCCUCAUCCUUCAGAUGCCUCGCUUUGGGAAGAAAUUCAAGAUGUUUGAGAAAAUUAUUCCCUCCCUGGAGUUAGACAUCACUAACCUUCUGUCUGAAGGUCCUCAGCAGUGCAUACUUUGUGGAAAGUUGGCCCAAGAAGAGUGCCUUGAUUGUUUUGAAGAGCCUGUUUUUGGCUGUACUGGAUGCAAAAUCUUCUGCAGUACAUGUUCUGCUCAGGUUCAUUGUCAUCCUCAGCGUCGCAGCCAUCAAACAGCAGCUCUGAACAUACCCAAGGGCUACAUGGAGCAAGCCGCAGCAAACAACGGCAGCAGAGACAUAAUGGAGCUGUUUGCUGUGCUGUGCAUCGAGACAAGCCACUACGUCUCCUUCCUCAAGUACGGACCGGACAGCAAAGACUGGAUCUUCUUUGACAGCAUGGCGGACAGAAGCGGAGGGACGGACGGCUUCAACAUCCCGGAAGUGCGAGCGUGUCCUGAGGUCGCCGUGUACCUGGACAUGUCCCCCGCUGAGCUGGCCAAUCAGGUGCCUCGUAACAUGAGUGGUGUGGCUAAACGUCUCUUCUGUGACGCUUACAUGUACCUGUACCAGAGUACCAGGAUGGGUCUUUACCACUGAGCGGGGAAGUACCAGUCGUAUGUCUUUUUGUUUUCAAUAGAAAUAUAUUCCAUAAUUAGUGUUUCUUUCCUGGCAUUGCUUGUACAUUUCAUAUUUCAAUGUUUGUGACAUUUAUAUGCUUGUAAAUCGAGUUUAAUGUCAGAUAAUAAAUGCUGUUGCUUUAAAAACCACAUGUUUUUGCUUUCUA